Molecule: messenger RNA, 824 nt
Organism: Salvelinus namaycush (lake trout)
Lineage: Eukaryota; Metazoa; Chordata; Actinopteri; Salmoniformes; Salmonidae
Product: DNA-directed RNA polymerase II subunit RPB1-like
Exons: 2
Coding region: 74-595 (173 amino acids)
Biological process (GO): transcription by RNA polymerase II
Molecular function (GO): DNA binding
Source: RefSeq, a predicted model, not a curated record
CGAUACACUCUGCCUCGCCCAGGCCUCCUCUGUCCACUUACAGUCACAAACACUCGAGCAGCCAUCAGGCAGAAUGGAGCUGGAGUCAGGUGCGGUGCCGGAGCUAGCCGAAGGGAUCAUGCACCCACGCUACACCCCCCAGUCGCCCACCUACACCCCCAAUUCCCCCUCUUACAGCCCCAGCUCGCCCUCCUACUUACCCACCUCGCCCAAAUACACCCCUACGUCUCCCUCUUACUCCCCCAGUUCUCCAGAGUACACCCCCACCUCCCCCAAAUACUCCCCCACCUCGCCCAAGUACUCUCCGACCUCUCCCAAAUACUCACCCACCUUCCCAACUUACUCACCGACGACGCCCAAGUACUGCCCCACUUCGCCCACCUACUCGCCCACCUCGCCCACCUACACCCCCACCAGCCCCAAGUACUUCCCUACCUCCCCAACAUACUCUCCAACCUCACCCACCUACUCACCAACUAGCCCCAAAGGGUCCACCUACAGCCCCCUGUCUCCGGGCUACAGCAACCCCUCGCCCAGCUUCACCUUCACCAGCCCGGCCAUCAGCCCAGACGACAGUGACGAGGAGAACAACUGAGGGAGCCAGGAGGAGAAGAGGGGGCUGAGGAGCCUCUCCCUGCCCCAAUCCAAGCCCCUGGGCUGGAUAACUGAAGGAUAGCCUCUCUGCUAGAGGUGUCGGUGGUUUGGGUGGACAAAGAAGAAGAAAAAAAACCUGGGCAUCCCACUUGUGAAUUUUAUAUUUUGGGGACCAUUGUACGUAGGGCGUAGGGCCUUGUCAUAUGGCUUUGGGCCUUGUCCAACUUGGG